Molecule: messenger RNA, 3652 nt
Organism: Oncorhynchus gorbuscha (pink salmon)
Lineage: Eukaryota; Metazoa; Chordata; Actinopteri; Salmoniformes; Salmonidae
Exons: 23
Coding region: 35-2104 (689 amino acids)
Cellular component (GO): cytoplasm
Molecular function (GO): calcium ion binding; calcium-dependent phospholipid binding
Source: RefSeq, a predicted model, not a curated record
UUGGCCUACGUCAGAUCUACCAUCAAGGGAAGUUAUGGAGACUCCGGAAAGUGACCAGUUCAACCCUACUCAGGAAAUGCAGUGUCCAUCAACUGUGGGCAGGCGAAGUGUGGAGAUGAAACGUGUCGCGAAGGAGUUCUUCUGUCUCACUGAUGAGACAGACCGAGGGAGGGUGAGUGUGUCAACACGUGGAGCCAGUAUGAGAAGCAGCCACACUCCUGGACACUGCAAAGGGAGUGAAUCUGUGCUGCGCAGGACUGUGACCUUGGAUUAUAAUGAUGGUGAUGACUAUGAUGAUACAGAGGGAAUCGCUGAACAUACAACAAAACCAGAAGUCACAGAAGAAUGGACGACAGUCAUGGGGGCAAAACUCCCAGAGUUACCAGUUCAUAAAAAGGAGACCUCAAGAACGAAAUGUGAGUCUCCAAAAGAAUAUAUUCAGCUCCAAAGGGAUAAAGGGAUGAGUGUACCAGAAACACAGACACGGAUGAAAGAUCAGGCCAAGAUACUGUUACCACUAAAGCCUUUCAGUGAGGGAUAUGAGGCUGCAUUCCUCAGGGACAGAAUGCGAAGGCUCUGCAGAAGAUCAGGACCUCCUUUCUCGCUGUUCUCCCCUACGGAAAGCCUGGGGGACAUACUGUACAGGAAAACCAAGCAUGUGUUUGACUACACAGUCAAUGACAUGAAAGACAAAAAGCCUGAUGUUUCAAGGUGUGGUUCCAAUCUAAACCAAUGUGUUAGACCAGACCUUCCAGUACGGAAAGGCUUCAAUGUAUCCACAUCUAGGUACAGCCAGAGAAGGGAACAAUCAAUUGAUCAGGUGACGGUGAUCAGAAAAGAUCAUGUCGGUAGGCCUUUACUAAUGCUGAAAGGCAAUGCAAGUCUAACCAACAGUGAUGGAAGCAGCAACACGGAUUCAUUUGCUUAUUCACCCAGACUCACAAAGGAAAGAAAGAGGCACUACUACAAAGACCUGUGUCAGCAGGUGGAGGAGAAGAGACAACAAAAAGCGAGGGAGAGGAGAAGGAUUACCACCGCCGAACAAACUCACAAUGAGACAAUGCAGUUCUUCACCUGGGGGAUGCCAGGGAGCGGAGCCCCAAACUACCACCUGGACUCUGUGAGAAGGAACAAGUUCAGUUCCACAGAAAUGAUACCCCAGGAACAGCCCACUAUCGUGCCAUAUGAGGAGUUUGAUGUUAUGGCUGAUAUAAAGGCCAUACGCAAAGCCUGUAAAGGCUUGGGCACUGAUGAACAAGCCAUCAUUGACAUACUGGCUAACCGCUGUGCAGCCCAGCGGAUGGAAAUUAAACAGGCCUAUUUUGAUAAAUAUGACGAUGAGUUGGUGGAUGUGCUGAAGAGUGAGCUGGGGGGGAACUUUGAGAAUGCCGUCCUAGCCAUGCUGGACCCUCCAGUCGUCUAUGCAGUGAAGGAGCUCAGGAGGGCCAUGAAGGGAGCAGGCACUGAUGAGGAUACUCUGGUGGAGAUUCUGUGCACUGCCACAAACGCUGAUAUUCACAUGUUCAAAGAAUGCUACUUUCAGGUGCAUGAAAGGGACCUGGAAUCAGAUGUCGACGGGGACACUAGUGGAGAUGUGAGAAACCUGCUCACUGCUCUUUUACAGGGCACCAGAGAUGAGACUUACGAUGUGGAUGAGGGUCUGGCUGAAGCAGAUGCCACCGCCCUGUUUGAGGCUGGUGAGGGAUGUUUUGGGACGGAUGAAUCCACUUUCAGCUUCGUCCUGGCCAACCGAAACUACCUUCAGCUACAGGCCACCUUCAAGGUGUAUGAGCAGCUCUCUGGAACAGAAAUUCUGGAUGCCAUUGAUAAUGAGGUCUCUGGGACACUGAAGGACUGUUACAUCACACUUGUGAGGGUUGCUAAAAACCCUCAGCUGUAUUUCGCCCGGCGACUGAAUGAAGCCAUGAAAGGAGCAGGCACUGAUGAGGACACCCUCAUCCGCAUCCUUGUAUGCCGCUCUGAGUACGACCUGGAGACCAUUAAAGACAUGUACCUGGAGAAGUAUGACAUGUCCCUGAAGGAAGCCAUCAAAUCUGAGUGUGGUGGAGACUUCAAACGUCUCCUGCUGGCUAUCUGCCAUUGAGAGAGCGGCGAGAGAGCAGAGUGCCUGAAAGGGACCGAGGGUGCUGCUGCUCACUCCUGGACAAACUAACACUACUUACAAUCGGUCCUACUGUCCUCAAACAUGCAACAUUCUCGGAUAGGGCAGGGGGUGGAACUGGAGAUAGCUCAAAUCCAGCUGGUUCUGUUCUCCUGAUUUGGCAUUGUUGUCUUGGUUCCCUACGAAAGUGUUAUCAAUAUGUGGCUACUAUAUUUGAUCUACUUAUCUAAAGGCAGUUGGAUGCUCAGAACAUACCGUGUGGUGUGAUUGGUUUUGAUCGAGAGGAGUGCUAGGACUAGAGACUUACCUUAGACCAGCGCUCCACAUUACCAGUGAAACUUAGUAGCCCUAGUCCUUGAAAUUCUGUUUACUAUGUACAGUUGUGUCACAAGAUCUCAAAUUCCUAAAUUCUCUUUUCUGCAGUUAAAUUGAAGUUCAGUAGGAUCAGGUGGUUCAGUGCUUGGUAGGAAGGUCAGUCUGCACACAAGGGCAUUUGUAGGAACUGGGACAGGGUGUUGCUGGAAGAUUAUGGUUAUGCAUUGUAUUGGAUGUAUCUGUCUUAUACAGAUGAGACCUAUUCCAUUGAGCAGUGAUCAUAUUUUUGAGCUUGCAUUUAAAAUGAUCAGCAAACAUUUCGUCCAUGCUUAGUGAGACACCAAUUUGGAUUUGAUCUAUCCAGUGCCAGUACCUUCCACCCCAAACUCCAUCUUCAGUAUUAACAAGUGUUUAUAAACUGUUAGCUAGCUAGUUAUGUGCAAUCUGUCCAUCUACCUUGAAGUUAUAACUUAAAUGAAGGAGAAAUGAAAGUGUCCUUAUGAAGCAAUUGUAUUUUAUAUGACAUGAAUCAAUGCAUAUAUAAUAUUGAUAUUAUUUUAAAAUAAUCAACACUACCACUCCAAAGAUAAGUACAUUGUAAUUCUACUGUCUGAUUAAUCUUCACGUGUCAGUCAAAAACAGUUAGUUUAAAUUAAAUAACUAUGUAUUGACUUCAUGCUUCAAUAUGUUGCAAGGGAAACUGCUGUGACAAAUCUUCAAACACCUCAUAAAAUGUUUGUAUUGCAAGACUAAAACUAUUAACUACAUUAAGACUGCAGUAUUAUAUAUCAUUCAAAUGUGUUUAAAGAUUUACUGUAUACACAAGAAGGUAUUUGAAAAGGUCUUGGAAGGUAUUUGAGAAAAGAUUUAGACUUGUACCUAUGAAGUAUCUAAACUCUUUGAAUAGCAUGGUCUAAAAUGUUACGACCACUGUCACUUCUGUGUCCCAUAAUGGCAGCAGUAUUUUUAACAUAUUCCUAUAUUAGGAAUUAGGUCAUAUUAGAAAGUAAUCUCAGCUGAAUAACUUGAGAUAUUUGUAACAUUUUAUAAUGCUGGCUAGGCUACUAUGAAUUCCAUGCAAGAGAGGAUAAUGUCAACAGGUUUCAGACCGUGCACACCUGCCCUUAUGAAAAUAUAUGGAAUAGGGACCAAUAUUUGCCUCUGUAUCAGCAAAAUAUUACAUGCAAAUUACAGAAUAAAAUUGAUCUAAAAUUA